Danaus plexippus (monarch butterfly) is the source of this 5062-nucleotide messenger RNA. RefSeq lists its product as uncharacterized. The record is from RefSeq and is a predicted model, not a curated record. NCBI's taxonomy places the organism in Eukaryota, Metazoa, Arthropoda, Insecta, Lepidoptera, Nymphalidae. The coding region runs from base 216 to 3725 and encodes 1169 amino acids. The transcript has 21 exons.
UGCAAUAAUCUUGGUGGAGUAACAGCUUUCGAGUGUUCUCGGACGCAUAACGGGCCGGCGGUCCGACGCGAGCGCACGCUAGUGUUGUGUCUGUGAGUGACUGUGUGUGAUAUAUUGAACAGGAUAGCGACAGUCGCUGAUCACGCCCUGCAGCUAACGUGGGUGUGGAUCAGAUAAGCCGAGUAUUGAAUAAAAUGUCCCGGUAGAGGGUGACCAUGGGGCAGGCGGGCAGCACGGGUCCUGAGCUGCGGCCCCGACACGCGCACACUCUGCCGCAUGAACCGCUGAGACACGCACCCAAGGUCCUACCGUCGCUGACGGAGUCUCCUCGCCUCCGCAGCACCGAUAACGGUGUGAUCCUACAGUCCGGUGGAACCAUCAGCGGCCGCAGACCUGGCUCUCUGCAGCCGGAGACUACGAGGAUUCCUCAGGGACAUGUGCACUCAAACGUGUACAGGUCAAGGUCCGCUGGGGGAGCUUCUGAGGGAGAUUUGAGGUCACGGGAACGAGACCCUCUGCAUAGAUCACACACGAAUUUGGACCUCAGACAUGAUUCAAACGGUCUAAGCAAAAGGUUCGGGUCGGAACCUGACCUGAGAAUCGAGGAAGAGCAAAAGCCAAGAAGUAGUAAUAAUAGACAUUUUAAGAAGAAGUACCGAGCGCCGCAACCGCCGACUGCAGAUCACCGAGGAGGUUCAUCGCCUGAUUCCUGCGAAGGGAACGCGAAAGCCGAACCACAAAGGAAGCUGAGAUUAUUUAAAACGAGAAAUGAGACCAAAAAACUAAACGGCCACAAUGAUUCCAAAAUACCGGUAUACAAGAAUACGUAUACCGACUUUAAAUCUUUAGAUUUCAACGACAAUUUUGAGAGGAGAUACAAAUCACCUUGUAAAGAUAAAGAAACAAGUUUACUUUACAUAGAUAAUCAAGACAUGGUCCAAAGUUCGACAUCACUAAAACAAGAAGAGAGAUUAAUACAAACGAAACAAGAUUACAAAAUAACUAGAACCGAUAGAGUGAGUGGAUGCAGGGCUAAGACAUCGAAACCAAACGAGCACAAAGAAGCGUGGAAGACACCACUCUUAGACAGGAACUUUAGGCAUUCCGAUAGAUUCAAGAAGGAGGCCUUGGAGCCGCCGCUAUUACGAAGAGAAAAAACCUUCGACGAAACGCUUAUCAUUAAUGAAAAGAAAAAUGAAUCACCGAGAGCUUUACAUGAAAGAAGAAUUAAAGCUGUUGGUGAAGAAUUGAAAAACAACAAGUUCAGUCCAUUGGGAUCUAGGAAUCAGCCCUUAAGGAAAUCUCUUCCUUCAUUACUCAGUAAAAGUAAUGAAGAAAAAGAUGAGUUUCAAGAAGAGCUUAAAAAAGCCACGAGUAAAAUAAGGAAGGAAAUAGGAAGUAAAUUAAUUAUAAGCGAAAAUAAAACUAGUCAAAACGAUAGAACGAGUUCACAAAAAACCAACCCAACGAGAGUGGUGCAGAGCAAAGUCAAAGAAUCUAGUCUCAAAACAAGCAACGCUAAACAGGAUUCUAAAAUAACCAAUCACGUCGCUAGGAGGCCGUUAAGUCGGCUCAAUGAAAGUAAACCUAAAACAUCCCCGCAGGUGAAAACAAAAAGUAAUGACGUCAGAAAACAUAACUUCGAAAGUAAAGAAAAUGUAAGAACACUCCCCGAUAGAGGACAGGCCUCUGGAAAAGAAUCGACUCCUGAACAUUCACCGACCAGGAACAAAAGUAGCAAGGAUGGGGUGUCAGAGAGACAAAGGUCUGCACCAUCGAAGCAGUUUUACUUCGGUAUGAUAGAAAGCAAAAAUACCGAGCCGCAAGAUCAUUUGAAAGACUUUCCCGGCCUCGGUAGUCCCAUCAUAGAAGAGCUGAGUAAUUUUCACGUCAUCGAACAGAAACUAUUGGGGUACCAUUCCGAGGACGAAAUGGACAAGUUCAAUGAGAAAUUAAAACAACACUACAAAAGAAAUUUGUCUUCGGAAUCAGCAUUAUCAUCAGAUGGUUCGGAAGGCGAGGGCUCGGAUGGUUCGCUGGGUAUCGCCCUCCGCUUGAGACCGACUCUUCCGAAGAAGCUGCCUAAUGCUCCACGUUUCUCUCCAGCCGCGGCCUGGAGACAGCUUGCCACUUUGGAUGCUCAUCUUGCAGAAACUCAGCCACUAGCAGUAGAAACCAAAAUGUCAGGCGUAAUAUCGGCAGAAUCAUCGCCAAGAUCAGAACAAUCUGCGGAUAAGUCUGGGGACUCCGGUAUUUCUGGUGACCACGGCCACAGCGAUCACAGGAUUGACUCUCCUGGCCAUGUGGUGGAGCAGGCGACAUGGACACCGCAGCAAGAUCUCGGAGACAGCAGCUCGGACGGCGCGGGCGGUGGGGCGGGGGACGGGGGGAACUCCAGGGAACCCGCGGCCUUCAGCCUCAGUCUGCCGCGGGAAGACAGGUUUAAAGGCGUGUCGUGCUUCUACGAAUGCUUCCAGGGAAAACAGCUGCAGCAUGGGUUCAACAGCCUCCAGAAAUUAAGAAAAUCAGUUUCCGGAGCGUUAGGAGUCGCUCUCGGUUCCAGAAGAUUCGACUUAGAACACGAACCGAUGCUAGAAGAACCCGAACAGAAUUGGUUCCUAACCAAAUCUGCUCCUAACUCUCUCAGUAACCCGCUACUGUACCACCAUCCGCUCAGAACAAAGGUGUCCGACGACAAUCUGAAAGACGAAUCUUUAUUGUCUACUGAUAAGCCUCAAGACGAUGGUCGUUGGCGCACUAAUUCCUACGUGAGUUGGAGCGGCCGUGGCAUGUACCUGCCUCCAGCCCUGGACACCCCGUCCGUUGCUGUGAACUCAAUGGAGAGACCCGUACGGAGCAAGUCAUCAGGGUCGUUGGUGGCGGCGGCGCGGGCGGCGAGGGCGGCGGCCCUGGCGGCGGAGAUGAGGGAACGAGAGAGGUCCGCCUCACCACCACCCGUCAGAGCUGAACCGGCACGGGUUCUCUCCACGCGUAACUCGAGCACCAGUCGCGGCAAGCGGUUCACGUUCCAGUCUACAGUGAGACAGCUCGAAAGACGGCGGCUGGCUGAGAAGCUGUCCAAAGAGGCUGACCUCAAAGAGCAGCAGAGACUCACCGAGCUGGAGGCCAUGAGGAGGGUUGAGGAAGAGUUUCAGCGGAAGAGGGCCAGAGAGAAGGCCAACAUUCGCCAGCAGCUCCGGCUGGUGACCAGCGGAGCGAACAGCAUGCCGUCCCCUACACACAAUAAUAAGUCGAGAGAUGAUCCCGAUGGUUCAUGUCGGGAGUCUUCGGCUGUGGACCGACGAGACGGCAGGCUCCGACACAGCAACGCCUCCUCGGAGAUCAGCGGCCGGAGCAAGAGCAGCACGCCGAUCCGUUGUGUGGAACUCUCCGAGUGGCGCACGUGUCCGUCGGCCCGCGUGUACCGCGACUGGUCAGGUCCGGGACCUGCGCACGCGCAUCCCCCGGCAUGUGCGCGCAUGCCCAAGACACACGGACACACACACCACAACGGUCUGGAGAGUGAGGCAUUCAGCGGCAGCCCUCGCUCGGACAACUAUCGCCUGGAGUUCGCCCGCGGACGCUCCCCCCGUUCUCCCCCGCGCACCCCUCACUCCCCCAGCACACCCCGCACCCCGCGACCACCCCGCCUCACCCCUCGUUCACCGUCCUCCACCUCAGGAUCAGACCUGUCAAUAAGACAGCCCAUUAAGAUCAGGUGGUGAAAACGAGUAGACUUUACUAACUAACAGCCUUACGACCGACGCCGCUGAACGGUGAGUGCUUACUAAAGCUUGUCCAGUAAGAGAUGCCGCCAUUUUAUAUGAUCUGUUAAAAUGUCCGUAAGCAGUGUGCAUGACCUGCAUGAACAUACGUAUAGAACGGGUACUGCUAUAUAUAGUUAGUGAUAAUUUUUUGCAUGUAUUUAAAUACUUUAACUUGUCGACUAAACGAAUACUUUUAAUAAAAUAUUUAAAAAACAUAGAUUUGUAUGGGACAUUAGAUUUUGGACUUCCGUGGACCAGUUUACAUAGAUAUGUAUAAUUUUUAACCAGUGAGCCGCACAUCAGAGAUAUGACGAAGGAAGAGGAUGCAGUGGAGACAACUAUCAUACCGACCAUAAGACCAGGCCGGCCGGGCCCGCCGGACCGGUCGCUGGCAGUGCGCUGAUGGCAAUUAUUAUAUACGAACAAUACGUAAAGAAUCUCCGAGUAUCUACACUCUAGGGAGUCUUAAUUGAACACGAAAUUCUUAUUAUAAUUUAAGUGUAGUAAUAGUUAUCACUUAUCACCGAUGCAAUAAUUAUCGUCUUCCGUGUAAGCAAAAUAUUUGAGCUUUAAUCUAGACUAAACUGUAAUACUAACUCGUAGACUUAUCGAAGGUGCUAAGAUAAUAUAUAGAAUAUAGUCCACACUGCGCGUUGUGUGGGAAAAUGUUAUAUUCUUAUUUUUAGAGAGACUGCCAGUCCAUAAUUUUUCAUAUUUUCCCCAACUGAAUAUAGUUUUAAGAUCCUUAAUAUCCAUGAAUUAUUCGAUGUGAAACUACUCGUAAUGUCGUCCACGAGCCAGCACUUACACAUCGUGACCGACUAAUGAUGCUUUUGAUCGAUUGUUCACAUUAUUUUCAGGAACUCUAUAUAAUUUCCACCUGUAUAUGGCGUACCUACCUAUAUUACUUCAUUGUUAAACAAAUUUCUUUCAGAGCGUGUGUUUUUUAUGUAAAUAGUUUUAAUGCAGGAAGGCAAUUCUUUGGUGCAAUAUUCAUAUACAAUACGCUGAUAAUGUCUUGGGCUCUGACGUUUUUUUUCCUCGACAAAAACGUUUUCCUCGACUUGUAAUAAACUGUGCUGGAAUUGCUCAAUGUAUUGUUAAUCAAGUAUCUAGUUACAUUAUAUUUGUAUUUAAUCGGGGUAAAGACACCCUUAUUUAUUUUAUUUGUUCGUCUUUUUUAAUACAUAACGUAUCACUAAGAUGGUAUUAGUACAUAUAUAACUUAGGAUAAGCGCUGUACAUAGGAGUGAAUGUAUAUUUGUGAAGACGUCUCUAAUAAACAUUGGUACUUA